This is a messenger RNA of Talaromyces atroroseus, 1599 nucleotides long. RefSeq lists its product as hypothetical. Gene Ontology annotation, biological process: transmembrane transport; nucleobase transport. The coding region runs from base 1 to 1599 and encodes 532 amino acids. Gene Ontology annotation, cellular component: plasma membrane. The record is from RefSeq and is a predicted model, not a curated record. Gene Ontology annotation, molecular function: nucleobase transmembrane transporter activity. The transcript is spliced from 7 exons. Lineage: Eukaryota; Fungi; Ascomycota; Eurotiomycetes; Eurotiales; Trichocomaceae.
AUGUCGCUCUUGAAGAAACUCGAGGUCCCCCACGAGGGCGGCACCAUCCCUGAUCCAUGGAUCAACAACGAUAUCAAGCCUGUCGAAACAGCGCGACGCAAAUGGGGGUUUUGGACGUUCAAUAACUACUGGGUGCUCAUCAAUUGCAACAUCUCAACCUACAUGACCGGAAGCUCGUUGAUUCCCUUGGGUCUAUCCUGGUGGCAAGCCGUUAUCGCCAUUGUCGUGGGAAACGUCCUCGCCUCUGUUUUUAUUGUUCUGAAUUCGCUUCCGGGUGCAUACUAUCACUUGGGAUUCCCUGUAGCAAAUAGAUAUGUUUGGGGAAUGUGGGGAUCGCAAUGGGUUGUUUGGAACAGAAUCUUCCUGUCAAUCAUCUGGUAUUCCUUCCAGGCCUGGGUCGGUGGUGAAUGUGUGUACGUCUGUUUACAGGCCAUCUGGCCCUCGCUUGAAGAUCGAAUCCCAAACCAUAUGCCCGCGUCAACCGGUAUGACCACAGCCGAGUUCGUGGCGUAUAUUAUAUUCAUGGUCAUCUCGCUACCUUUCGUCUAUGUGCGACCACACAAUCUGCAGCAGCUGUUCUAUAUCUCUGCCACUAUAGUGCUCGUCUUCGAGAUAGUCUUGCUCAUCUGGUCACUUGCCACCAUGGGGAGCAGCGGGUUUGGAGCUACCAUGUCAUCUACAACAACCUCAUCCGGCUGGAUGAUCGCCUACGGCAUCAUCAGCACUAUCGGCAGCAUUGCUGCUGGUAUUUUGAACCAGACCGACUAUGCACGUUUUGCGCGGAGACCGCGCGAUGCUAUUUACGGGCAGAUUAUUAGCGCUGCACUCUGUGCUAUCGCGUCCAGCGUCAUCGGCAUCCUUGUCACUGCGGCCACGCAGAACCGCUACGGCGAAGCAUUGUGGAAUCUGCCCAAUCUCCUAAGUGCUGUUAUCGAAACCGGUGGUUCUCGCUCGCGUGCUGCGGCCUUUUUCGGGGGAGUGGCUCUUAUAGUUUCACAGAUUGGCGUUAAUGUGCCUGGAUUCGACUUCGCAGCGAUCUGGCCGAAAUACAUCAAUAUACGUCGUGGAGCCUACCUAACAGUCCUCAUAUCUAUCGCCGCCAAUCCUUGGAAGCUAGUGAACACCGCAACAACAUUCAUAACUGUGUUGAGCAGCUAUUCCGUCUUCGUAGGACCCAUGGUUGGGCUCAUGAUCUCUUCAUACCUUAUCGUCAACCAAGUCAAGAUCAAGGUGCCGGACCUGUUUGUUGGAAAUACAGACAGCAUCUAUUGGUAUACUUAUGGAGUCAACUGGCGAGCAGUAGCAGCGUGGAUUUGUGGAGUUGUCCCUUCUCUACCUGGUUUCGUUGCGUACGUGAACCCAAACGUCUCGGUUCCAGUCGGAUUGACACAUCUGUACUACAUUUGCUUCUUGAGCGGAAUGUCCAUCAGCGGUGCUGUAUAUGUUGCUCUGCACUAUGCUGUACCCGACAAACGACUCCAAGCUUUCGUCAACUCUGCACCUCCAGCCCGGCAACUGAUGGCGGAGUAUCGGGAGAUGUACGAUGAUCCGGAUGAGGUGUCUAAUGUGGAAGUAGCACAGGGAAAGGUGGAUAUCUGA